AACGCUGUGACAGAAGACGGAAUUUUCGCCGCUGUCAUGAACAAAAUACGGCAUCUCGAGCGAGUAUUCACGCAUUUGCGAUCUCUCAAUGUGCUGAGAAUGAACGUCGCAUCUGCGAAGCGUUUCAGCACGGAUAAAAAUUCGGACGGCGAGGGCAAGGGAUCGUCGACUUCGGAGUUUCCUGAAGUGGAAACGAGAAAUGUUGAAAACACAGGAGAAUCGGAGUCGGACCUUAAAUUGAGUGGCUUCGCACGAAGCUACGAGAAAUUUACGCACAUCGACGAUCCUAAGGAGCCGGAAAGGCCGCAAACAUUUGCUUCCCUGGUUCGCAAUUCUAAAUUUGUGGAUUUGGGAGAUCCUGAGGGGAAAAUAGUAAUCGGUAAAGUGUUUCACGUGGUUGGCGACGACCUGUACAUUGAUUUCGGAUGGAAGUUUCAUUGCGUUUGUCGGAAGCCUGUAAAAAAGGGACAAUAUUACGUGAGAGGAGCCAAAGUACGGCUAAUGAUAAAGGACUUGGAACUGUCCUCCAAAUUCUUAGGCGCUACUACAGAUAUAACUCUCCUGGAAGCUGAUUGUACCCUAAUGGGCUUGGUUUGGUCGCCAGCAGAGAAAUUACAAAUGCCAGCAGAGAGAACGACGACAAGAAGCGCAAAAUUAGAUACGCGUGAUCAACCAUUAUCUAUCUAAGUAUCUAUAUUAAAUAAAGUUUAUAUGAUACGUAUGCAGCGUGUAUGUAUGAAUGCCAAAUGUAUUUUAUAAGAAAAUUACGUCAUACUUUUCAUGUAGGGUAACGCAAGCUAUAUUAAUGUGUUAAUAACUUAAUAUUUUAAUUCUUUAAA
Ooceraea biroi (clonal raider ant) is the source of this 839-nucleotide messenger RNA. RefSeq names its product mitochondrial ribosomal protein S28 (gene mRpS28). Lineage: Eukaryota; Metazoa; Arthropoda; Insecta; Hymenoptera; Formicidae. Gene Ontology annotation, cellular component: mitochondrial small ribosomal subunit. The record is from RefSeq and is a predicted model, not a curated record.